UUAAACCACUUUGGAUUUUUCUCUCACUCAUAAUCGAACCUAAUCUGAACCGACACACGCUUCAAAGAGGCUGUACCAGUUUUGACCCCCAUGAGCACAGCCUCACCAGGGCCGUGUGCUGUUCAAAUUCUUGGUUGCUCCACAAGUCCGUGCUCAUGUCUGUCCUGCUGGAAGCGCACCCCGUGUGCUGCAUCUGGGCGGGAACAGACCUCAUGCCGACGAGUGGCCAGGAUGUGGGGCGCUCUGGAUGACGAAUCCACCAUAUUGGCUCCACGUUCCAGUCUUACGGCCUCCUGCUGUUCACAGCCUGUGGACCUUGACAUCGUGCCUCUCUGACCCUCGGUUUCCUCAUCAGUGACACAGGGCUGCGGGUGACCGGUGGCCACGUGAUAUUCAUUUUCCCUCCCUCAGUAACUGCGUCAGGAUGUUUGGAGGAUCAGCGAGGCACCAGAUGGAAGGUGGCAUCCCUGCCCCUUGACAUUCACUCAGGUGCCCACGUCCUGGUCAUUAGGGUGUUAGCAGGAGUAUGAGACUUCCUAUAGCACAGACUGCUUAAGGGAGCUGACUGAGCUCGGAGGUGUGCUCCUUUGUCCUCCUGCCUGCUCCUUCCUGCUUCCUGGAAUGCAGAUGCGAUGACUGACUCCAGCAGCCAGCCUGGAUGAUGAGGUGACUUUGGGAAGCUAGUCAACAAGGAUGGUCAAACAGAAAGACAAAACAAGCCCUGUCCCUAAUGACGAUGGCACUGCCAUACCAGCACAGCGCUACUACGCGAUAGAACGGAAUUCUCACGCACGAAAGACUACCUCGUUUACGGCAAUCCCGAUCCUAAGGGAAACACGUGAAAAUCCGAAAGUGUCCCCCAAGGCGUCACGUGAGGGAGGGAGGAUAUUUCCAGACACCAAUUUGUGUCUUUUCCUUCCUGAGCCCACCCUUCUCCCUCCCCAUCAGAGAGAGUUUGGGCCUGGGCUUACUUGUUGAGGGAGACUGCGGCUGGUGGACGACCUCUGACUUUGUUUCCAGAUGCCUUGGGCUACAGAGGCAGCAGGGGCUUGUGGGAAGACACAGGUGGGAUUCCCUUUGGAGUGAGGUCCUUCCAUCCCCGAGCACUGGGGACCAGGCACGGGUGAGGCCAGGCUGCAGAUAAGAUGCUCCCCUGUGGGUUUAGGGCACAGAGCGCUCAGCGGCUGCAGAGGGUCCCCCAGCCCGGGUGUGGCUCUGACACCUGCAGGUCCCGUGGCCAGGAGCCCUGGAGGACCCACGGCGUAUCUGUCUGCUCGGCUGCUAUAAUGGAUUCCAUGGACGCGGGGAGGGGCUUGAACCACAGACGUCUCUUGCUUACAGUUCUAGAGGCUGGACCUCCAAGAUCGAGGACGGAGCAGCAGAGGGACAGAGGUCACACAGCCUCCAGAGGCGGAUGCCAUCUGACCCCAGGCCUCCAACCCUGUGCCUGCUGCCCAGACUCACAGACGCACCUCCCUCAGGAGACGGGCUCCGAGCCUUGCUGCUGGGGCCAUCAGACCAAGGCGAGGAGGCUGUGUAGCCACGCCAGGCCAGUCUGGGGGGCGGUGCAGAGGGCCCCCAGCGGGCUGCCUGGGGGUAAAGGGAGCCCCUGGUGUUUGUGGCCGCGCGCCGCCCCAGCGGCUCCUGGCGCAGCUCCGCUGUUCCCCACCUGUGACCCCAGCAGGCCCCUCGCGGGCGGAUCCCCCAGCGGAGCGUGCUGCUGCCGUGCCUCCUUGGCCUCCGUGCAGCCCCCAGGCCCACCCUGUGCAGGGCCUGGCACCGAGCAGCUCCCUUCCAGGCAGGACCUCCCGGGGUGCCGGAGCCGCCUGCGGGGAGCGGCCGUGUCAUCGGCCCCGGGAGCAGGGGCUGCGCCGGGCGCCCGAGCGUGGCCAGCGUUUUAUUUCUCAUAUUGUUUGCAGGUGGUGACUCAGCUGAAUCAUUCAGCAAAUCAAGGCCCAAUCACCACCCACCGUGAAGAGCGUUUAAAGCUGGGCUGCAGUCAAGAUCUCGUUAGGCACUCGAGGCCCCCGGACGCAGAAUCAGUUCCACUCGGCCGGGGUCGAGUCGGGAAGAUUGGAGAGCGGCCCUGAAGACACGGUCCUCCCGGGGCCGGGCCUGCCCGGGACGGGGGCCGAGGGCUGCCCCGAGUUGGUUGCCUGGCAUGGGUGGUAGCACCCCCCCUGGAGUCAUCCAACAGCCCCGGUGAGGGUGGCCUUCCGGAACAUUCCUGCUCUUCCCCUUAAGAUCUGACUCCAAACUCUGGCUCUCAUCA
Delphinapterus leucas (beluga whale) is the source of this 2272-nucleotide messenger RNA. NCBI's taxonomy places the organism in Eukaryota, Metazoa, Chordata, Mammalia, Artiodactyla, Monodontidae. The record is from RefSeq and is a predicted model, not a curated record.